This is a messenger RNA of Mytilus trossulus (common blue mussel), 2255 nucleotides long. Its product is annotated as RPA-related protein RADX-like. The record is from RefSeq and is a predicted model, not a curated record. Gene Ontology annotation, molecular function: single-stranded DNA binding. Lineage: Eukaryota; Metazoa; Mollusca; Bivalvia; Mytilida; Mytilidae. Bases 24 to 2204 code for a protein of 726 amino acids. Gene Ontology annotation, biological process: regulation of DNA repair. The transcript has 17 exons. Gene Ontology annotation, cellular component: replication fork.
AAACCAGGUACAAGAAAUAUGUAAUGGCGGCAAAAACAAACUUGCAAUCUCUGAAAAAUGUUGUUGAACAUUGCGAGUUGACAGGAACAGAAUUCUUGGAAUUAACUGCUUAUGUUUUACACAUACACAGAUAUCUUUCUGACCCAUUACACCUUUCACAACUUGGCAUUGACAGUGCAGCAACAGUAGAUGUUUAUGAACUGUUAGUAACAGACAGAGUUACCAAAAGAAAAGUUGUGUUAGAUCCCAGUUUAUCCAUAUAUAUACAAAGUGGACAAAUCACAGAAGGUAGUUGUGUAAAGUUUACAGAAUGCAGUGUGAAGUAUGAUGAAACAGAUUUACAACAGAGAAGUUUCCUUGUGGUACACCAAUUGACAGUAGAAGCUGAAAGACACAUAACAUUAUCAGAUAUCAGUAAUAUACCCUGGUGUGAUGAUUGUGAUGAGAUAGAGAAGACAGCUUCACCUUUGACCUCAUCUAGAGGUUAUUAUAUAAACAUAUGGUCCAGUGUAGAAUUAGAAGGAGAAGUAUGGAAGAGAGGGACAAUAGAGAAGUUAGAUGGUUUAGGUGACGUGUCUCCUGUAGAUGUAUACUCACUAAAGGAAUUAUCUAAGAACUGGCGAGUACUCAAAGGACCACCUGUUGUCAUCAAAGUUCUUAGUAAAAAAAGAAUUCUACAUUAUGCCAAACCAUUUAAAAAUGACAAAUGGCCCUUGCAGGCCCAUUUGACAGUAUGUGACAGAUCAGGCUGUGCUACACUUGUAUUGUGGAACUCUUUGUGUCCAGAGUUAUAUCACAGGUUAAAAGAGGGAGAAGUUCUCCUUAUACAGAAAUAUACUGUGAAGAAAAGUUUCCAUCAUGUUGACCACUACAGACCUCCAUUACCUGAUGGACUGACCAUGUAUGAUAUAGAUAUAAAUGUAAACAGUCACCAUCCUGUUGGAAUAGUAAGAGUUAUCUCCUCUGAUGCCAUACCAGCCUGUCUAAAUUUACCUACCAUACAAUACAACAUUAUACAGAGAAAAGAUUUGGGAUGCUUUCCUAGUGAUUAUGUUUGUGACAUCACAGGUUUGGUGACCUAUGUCGGCAGAUUCUUUAGAGAGAGAAUGACAGGUAAAAGUGAUUUAGACACUGGUGCCUUCUGGAUCAGUAGAUGGUUAGAACUGAAAGACCAAAGUAGUCAGAAGACUUGUAAGGUCCUUAUAUACAGACCAGCUGAGAUAAAUAUCUAUAAGGAUGUCAUGCCAGGCAAAGUUUUAAUAUGUCGUCACAUGAGAAUUGUCAGCAACAUGAGCCAUAUACAUGCGUCUAAAGAUAACAGGAAUAUGUAUUUGACAUCUACUGGUUCCUCUCAUAUUGAGAUUGUAACUGGUGAUUGUGCACAGCCACAUGUAAAUGAUGUUUUGACAUGGUCUCAGUCAUACAAGGAGGAAUUAACCAUGGCUGGUUAUUAUUCAUAUCCUCCUAUACCCACUACACUGGCUGAACUGAAGAACUACUAUGAGGAUUUAAAGAUAACAACAAGUGAAGAAUUGAGGUUAGAAUUGGGUAGACUGAGUUACAGGGAACAUAAAAGAUUAUUUCUAUUUAUAGAUAACAACAAAAUUGAGAUAACAACAAGUGAAGAAUUGAGGUUAGAAUUGGGUAAACUGAGUUAUAGGGAACAUAAAAGAUUAUUUAUACAAGGUCAGAUGAUUGCUGUUAAAUAUCAGACUAAAAGUUUGUCCAGGACAAGAAAGAAGGAGGACUGCAGCAUGGAAGUUAUUGUGAAUGAUCCCCUAUAUCAUCAAUUUGAACAAGAGUUAUCCUCUUCAGUGAUAGCACCACCUUUCUCCUACAAGUUUGACACUGAGAUGAUUGCUAAUCUGCUACAGUUUCCAUCUGUAUUAAACAGAGCAGUGGAUUCAUCAGAAUUAGAAGUAUCAGAUGAUAGUAAGGGAUGUUUUAUGAUUUACUGGUCAGGAUUAAACAGUAAAAUAUUAAUACCAACAAUGUGGAUGUGUGGACCAGUCUCAACAGACCUAACGACUUUAUUACACAUUAGAAAUCAUACAUUUAAACAUACACGGAACAAUAAAGAUAUCAUGGAGAUAUUACAGUCAGCUAAACAAUGUAAUGGACAAAAAUUUCUUCUGGUCAUAGAUGCUUAUAAACCGACCUAUAAUAUAACAGAAAUAGUCCUGAACACAGCAUAUAAAUUGUGAUAUUCCAUAUGAACCAAAUCAGUAGAAGUGGCCCUGAACAAGCAUAUAAAU